AAGAACACGAAUGUUUAAAUUUCGCUAUAGGAAGGGGCAUACCGAGACCUCUACAUGAGACAGAGGCUUUAACGUGGACGCAACAUUACCACCACUGCGUUGAGCUGUCCGGAGGAGAACUUGUCUUGCGAGAAAGUGCGAGCCUUUUGCCUGUGAAGCUCCGGAGCUGACAGUCGAAACCAUGUUGUGUGGAGGCUCUCGUGUCUCUCUGCACUUGUGGGAUCGGCGUCAAUCCAUGCUUGGAUUAGGGUUAGGGUUUUGCGGUGCGAAGAUUGUUCAGCUCUCCUCCUUCGUUCUCAGACCUCCGACGACUCUGGCUAGCGCCGGUUUCGGCCAUAGAUUGCAGCACCGGAUAGUUUCUUCCUCUGGUCCUCACUGCAAGACUCCCGGUGAAGUCCCAGUUCUCCACGAUUGCUUCAGCCAGCAAGAAGAUGAUCAUGACCUUCAAGAUGAAGGGUUGUCCUCCCCAGUUGCAGGAGGCAUUGUUGCUCUGGGGAAAUUUGAUGCUCUACAUCUCGGGCAUCGGGAGCUUGCGAUUCAAGCUUCAAGAAUUGGAACUCCAUAUCUAUUGUCUUUUGUUGGAAUGGCCGAGGUACUUGGCUGGGAACCCAGGGAUCCAAUAGUGGCAAAAUGUGACAGAAAACGGGUGCUUUCUUCUUGGACUUCAUAUUGUGGAAACAUAACACCGCAAGAGUUCCAAAUCGAGUUUUCCAGUGUUCGUCAUCUAAGCCCUCGAGAGUUUGUUGAGAAGCUCUCGAAAGAGCUCAGGGUUUCCGGAGUUGUGGCAGGAGAAAACUACAGGUUUGGAUACAGAGCAUCUGGGGACACAGCCGAGCUGGUGAGGUUAUGCGAGGAGUAUGGGAUUGGAGCUUAUGUCAUAGACUCUGUCAUGGACAAGAACCGUCGGUCUCCAGACAGCCAAACAGAAGGAGACAGAGGGCAGGUCUCAUCUACUCGUGUUCGUCAAGCUCUCGCCAUGGGAGACAUGGAGCAUGUUACAGAGCUCCUAGGUAGGCCCCACAGGCUUGUCCUGAGCGUUGGAACGCGAGAUCUCCUGCCCUGUGAUGGUGGGAGGAGGGUUGUUUCGGCUCCUAGAUCUUCUGUUCUGAAUUUACCGCCCAGGAAUGGAGUUUAUGAAGCGUGUUCUGUCCUGGUCAACAAUGGUGAGAGCCCGAUUUCGUGUAGGGUAGUCGUUGAUAGAGUGAGUGUCCAUAUAGAAACAGGGGAGCCGCUGCAACUGUCUGAUUCUUCUGAUGGAGGAGCUCCAGAGUUUCAGCUCCUUGGCAUUGAAUUUGGUUGAAUCCUCAACUAACUAUUUCUCUUUUUUAAUUCAAUGAUGAUCCACAAAUUUCUUUCUUGUAUUUGAUUGAGAGAAGGGAUGUAAAACGAGUUUGGCUCGUGGGUUGGUUCGUGUGGUGGUCCACAUUUUACGGAGCCGAAUUUAGAAUAUUUGAGUUCAGAAAAAAAAACGGAUCAAACAAGUAAGUCUUUACGAGUUC
Molecule: messenger RNA, 1499 nt
Organism: Tarenaya hassleriana
Lineage: Eukaryota; Viridiplantae; Streptophyta; Magnoliopsida; Brassicales; Cleomaceae
Product: FAD synthetase 2, chloroplastic-like
Exons: 6
Coding region: 182-1300 (372 amino acids)
Biological process (GO): C-terminal protein methylation; riboflavin biosynthetic process
Cellular component (GO): endoplasmic reticulum
Molecular function (GO): protein C-terminal S-isoprenylcysteine carboxyl O-methyltransferase activity; FMN adenylyltransferase activity
Source: RefSeq, a predicted model, not a curated record